ACCAAAAUAGUCGCCCAACAGAGCGAGCCAUGGACGCCGCCGCGGCCGAUCUCGAGGCGCGGCAGCUGCGCAUCCUUCGCCGCGUCGCGGACCUGGAGGUCGCCGCGCAGCAGCACCGCCUUGGGGCGCUCUCCAUCUCCCAGGAGCCCUCGUGGGGCGAGGCGGAGGAGACGAGCGCCACCGAGGCGCGGCUCUCCGCCAUCCUGACCGCGCGCGGCGUGCUCGACUUCACCUUCCGGCGCGUGCCCGCCGACUACUACGACCGCCCCCUCGAGGAGCGCCGGGACCUCCUCCGCGCCGACUCAGUCGACCAACUCUGCAAGAGCAUCGUCAUGGUAAAUACGCAAGCUGCUGAAGAUGUUAUUGAUUGCAGCAAUCCAAAGAAUUCAAAAUAUUAUGUUGUUGUUGUUCAAUACAUGGCACGGCUUAAUGCUGACAGCAUCAAGAAUUUCAUCUAUGCCCUAAAUGAGAAGCAGAUACCCAAAAAAAGAUUCAACAUGAGACUAGCACCAGAAGAGGAGUCGCAAAAGCUUACUGGAUUUGUGCACAAUGCUGUUACGUGCAUUGGAAUGGAAACAGACAUACCGGUUAUCGUUGAUGAAGCUAUCACCAAGUUAGAUAAGGAUUUCUUCUGGCUGGGAGGCGGGGAAGUUGACCUGAAGCUUGGGAUACGGACCUCGCAGUUCCUAAAGGCAUUCCAACCAUUUGUGGUGAGGUGUAGUUAAUUAUAUAUAUACAACGGAAGAGAAGUUCUGGAUCCAUGUGGUUUUACCAUCUUGAUAAACACAUCACCAGGGAGGUAAACCGAUAGGAUUUUGCUUGGAUCUGGGGUUGGGAUGUCUGUUUUUUUUAUAGCAGGCGUUUCUCUUCCAGUUGCACUUCUCACAUUUGUUACACUACUUUUGUAAGAUUGAUGCAGCAAAGGGGACAUUCUUGGGACGAUUGACAUAAUUGCCACAAGUGGGCAUGUACUAUAACCUUUGUACUUCGUGCCCUAAACAUACAAGGAUUUCUCUUGAUUUUGUUUCUAACAAGACGCCUGGCCACAAAACCCAAGCUUGUUUUUGCCCUUCUGUAUUUUCUUUCUU
This is a messenger RNA of Oryza brachyantha (malo sina), 1088 nucleotides long. RefSeq lists its product as uncharacterized. The transcript is spliced from 5 exons. Lineage: Eukaryota; Viridiplantae; Streptophyta; Magnoliopsida; Poales; Poaceae. Gene Ontology annotation, molecular function: aminoacyl-tRNA deacylase activity. The record is from RefSeq and is a predicted model, not a curated record. The coding region runs from base 30 to 725 and encodes 231 amino acids.